AAUUAAACCCCACUUAAAAAUCUAAAAAGGAAAUUCGUGUAUGUCGAACUCAGAUCAUUUUGAAAGCAACUUUGAGGCCGUAUCCGAGACAACCAGACUUAUGGACGGCCAUGUUGCUACAAACAGUGGAAAUUCAUCUACGGAUUUGAGACAAAAUCAAGAAGUCUCAAGAAAACGAAAUAGACAGUCAGAAAAUUUAGAGCAAAGAACUCCGGAACGUGAAAAUGUACCUGAACAGGCUCAAGGGGAUUAUGUUCCCCGACCUAUUCCGCCCCAAGAUGAAGAAGAGGAAUUGAAAUAUGGAGCUAAACAUGUUAUUAAAUUGUUUGCCCCUGUGUCUCUUUGCAUGGUUGUUGUAGUUGCUACCAUUAGUGCAGUUAAUUUCUAUUCAAUUAAAGACAUGUACUUAGUAUAUACUCCAUUCCAUGAAGAAAGUUCAGAUUCUAGCACAAAAGCAUGGAAUGCAGCUGCCAAUGCUAUGAUUUUGAUGGCUGUUAUAGUUAUGAUGACUGUGCUUCUGAUCGUCCUUUACAAGUAUAGAUGCUACAAAACAAUACAUGCCUGGUUAAUUGUAUCAUCAUUAAUGUUGCUUUCAAUUUUUUCCUAUUUAUAUUUGGAAGAAAUUUUAAGAGCCUAUAACAUUCCAAUGGACUACCCAACUUUGCUAUUAAUUAUGUGGAACUUUGGAGUCAUGGGCAUGAUAGUUAUCCAUUGGCAAGGGCCUUUGAUUUUGCAGCAAGCUUAUUUAAUUUUUGUUGCUGCUCUUAUGGCCUUAGUUUUUAUCAAAUACUUACCAGAGUGGACAACAUGGGCUGUAUUAGCUGUUAUAUCAGUUUGGGAUUUAAUUGCAGUAUUAAUGCCAAAAGGUCCUCUUAGGAUCCUUGUUGAGACUGCUCAGGAAAGGAACGAGCAAAUAUUCCCUGCAUUAAUUUAUUCAUCAACGUAUAUGUAUGCUUACACAAGUAUGGCCACUGGAGAAGAUGUUCCGAAUGUUUCUAGAACCAAUAGUGUAGAUCAUGGAUUUACUCAAGACUGGGUUAAUAAUCACGCUAAUAGAGUAGCUCAAAGACAAAUAGAAGUUCAUAAUGAUCCUAAUAGUCAACCACGCACACAGGUUCAUCAGGAAGAAGAAGAACGUGGUGUCAAACUAGGUUUGGGAGAUUUUAUAUUCUACAGUGUUUUAGUAGGGAAAGCAUCUUCUUAUGGAGACUGGAACACUACAUUAGCUUGUUUUGUAGCUAUCUUAAUAGGAUUGUGCUUAACCCUAUUGCUCUUAGCAAUUUUCAAGAAAGCUUUACCUGCAUUACCAAUUUCCAUAACAUUUGGACUCAUAUUUUACUUCGCUACCAAAGAAAUUGUUAGUCCAUUUACUGAUAGUUUAGCUAAUGAGCAAAUAUUUAUAUGAAUUUAAUUUUAUAUUCAUCUUAUUUAUGCUGUAUUUUGUAUUUUUCGCCUGUUUUAAUAUUGUAGACUACCUUAAGUUUUAAUACUAAAUAAUUUUUCUAGGAACG
This is a messenger RNA of Psylliodes chrysocephalus, 1511 nucleotides long. The record is from the annotation of a GenBank genome assembly. NCBI's taxonomy places the organism in Eukaryota, Metazoa, Arthropoda, Insecta, Coleoptera, Chrysomelidae.